UUAGUCUCUCUUCUUCCCUUAUUUCUGACAGUAACUAACAGUCCCAGGAUCACAGCAUCAGUUCUUUCAGCUAUAAUUUCUUGUCUGCUGAAUCUUCAUGAAAUGGAUCCACAGGGACAAAAUCUCGUUGAGGCUAUCUUGCUCGCUUUGGAGGUUGCAUUGGCAAAGGAAAGAGAUAACACAAGGCUCAUGGAAGAGCGUCUAAGGGCUGGUCAAGCUGCUCUGAAAGCGAAGGAGAGAGAACGUUCGAUGCUUACGACAGAGAAGGAUCGAGUGCUUGCACUCAAAGAAGACGGAGAAAAACUGGUUUCUGAUUUCCUUGAAGCGGAUGGUAAGAAGAACUUUGAUGAUCAGAAAGCUAUGAUGGACGCUGUCGUUGCUAUGAUCAACAGUGGCGGCGGCGAUGGAGGCAAGGGUGGAGGAUUUGAUGGCUUUUACGAACGGGGUAUUAACUAUCUUGAAAACGCUCAGAAUCUUAACGAGAAAGCCGUGUUAGCAACUGUUAAAGGAACAAACAGCGACGGGAAUGAUAACAGCCACGGUGGUGGAAAUGGCGGCGAUGGCGGCAAGGGUGGAGGGUUUGAUGGCGUUUACGGAGGGCCUAUUAACGAUCUUGAAAACGCUCAGAUUCUUGAUGAGGAAGCCGUGAUAGCAACUGCUAAAGGAACAAACAGCGACGGGAAUGGUAGCAGCCACGGUGGUGGAAACGGCGGCGGUUACGGUGUUUAAGCACCGUGACUAGGGAGAUGGUCUAUCCCUUUACUUUUCCACGAAGGAAAAACGUCGUUUCAACUUGUUUACAACGUGCUGCUUGUACUUUGGUUUGUUCAAGAUACUGAAAGCUUGUUAUAUGUGUGUUAAUUAUUAAACCUAGAAGUUCCCACUGGAACAAGUUCGAGUGAUUAUCAGUAGUAGUAGUAGUAAGUUGGUGCUUGAAGAAAUGGGAUAGGGUUUGAUUGGAUUGAGUACUAAGCUAGCUGGAACCUCUAUUUUAAUUUAUUCUUGGUGAACUUAAAUGAGAUUGAUCUAGCUGAAUAUUUUAGAGGAAGUGAAGUACUUUCUGUUAA
Theobroma cacao (cacao) is the source of this 1067-nucleotide messenger RNA. RefSeq lists its product as uncharacterized. The record is from RefSeq and is a predicted model, not a curated record. NCBI's taxonomy places the organism in Eukaryota, Viridiplantae, Streptophyta, Magnoliopsida, Malvales, Malvaceae.